AUGAUAUCUGAGGGUUCCAUGUAUCUUUUCGUCGUUUUUUGGUCGCCUGCGAUUAUUUCGGCCAGCAAAGAUGAUGAUAUCCCUGGUAGUCCGCCAUUCGGGGUUAUUUUUGCUAGCUUCAUGACUGCCAUGAUGCUAGGGUCUCAGAUAUCAUCUCAGCUGAUGGUCUCACCUCCUUCGCGGGAGGACUCAUCGCCAACUCCUUCAUUGUCGUCAUCAUCAUCAUCAUCAUCUACAGAGCCACAAAACCCUCCUUCUUACGAUUUUAAUCGCAUCAGUGUGUCCAGAUCCUCUUGUUUGCUUACUAUCCUUUUAUUUUUAGGAAGCAUGAGCCUGACAUGUGCCGUGGUAUUCCCAACCACGCUGCUCACACUCUGGGCAUUCUGCGUCUAUGAAUUCAGCAUUGGGUUAUAUUAUCCAAACAUGGGUGUACUGAAAAGCGUCUUAAUCCAUGACAAGGAUCGAGCCGGGGUAUAUGCUUUAUUUCGAUUGCCGCUGAACUGCUUUGUUGUUGCCGGCCUGGCCUUCACUACAGAAGGUGAGACAUGCGUUCCAGGCUGA
Trichophyton verrucosum HKI 0517 is the source of this 561-nucleotide messenger RNA. RefSeq lists its product as uncharacterized. Gene Ontology annotation, biological process: molybdate ion transport. The coding region runs from base 1 to 561 and encodes 186 amino acids. Lineage: Eukaryota; Fungi; Ascomycota; Eurotiomycetes; Onygenales; Arthrodermataceae. Gene Ontology annotation, molecular function: molybdate ion transmembrane transporter activity. Gene Ontology annotation, cellular component: membrane. The record is from RefSeq and is a predicted model, not a curated record. The transcript has a single exon.